Camelina sativa (false flax) is the source of this 815-nucleotide messenger RNA. RefSeq lists its product as uncharacterized. The record is from RefSeq and is a predicted model, not a curated record. NCBI's taxonomy places the organism in Eukaryota, Viridiplantae, Streptophyta, Magnoliopsida, Brassicales, Brassicaceae.
CCUCGCGAUUGAGAAAGAACAAAACACAUUUUGUUUGUGUAGCCAUCACAAAAUCUCUAUCUCUCUCUCUCUCUCUCUCUUGUUACAUAAACACAAGCCUCACGCCUGAGAAAGAACAAAACACAUUUUUUUUGUGUAGCCAUCACAAAAUCUCUAUCUCUCUCUCUCUCUCUCUCUCUCUCUCUCUCUCUCUCUCUCUUGUUACAUAAACACAAGCCUCACGCCUGAGAAAGAACAAAACACAUUUUUUUUUGUUUUGCCAUCACAAUUUAUCUCUAUCUCUCGCUCUCUCAGCCUCCAUACAGUUAUGAUAAGAGUAAUGGUGUCGAAGUCACACACAGUCGCCAGUUACUGUUUGGUGGCACUGCUGGUCCUAACACUGGCGGGGUCGGUUAAAAACAGCCACGGAGGAGGUAGCGGAGCAGCGGCGGGGUGGGGAAGAAACUGUGAGGUUUGGAGAGGGAAGCAAAUGAUGGAGAGGCCAUGUGAGGAGUUAUACAUAGUAGGGGAAGGUGAGACGCUUCACAGCAUCAGCGAAAAGUGCGGCGACCCGUUUAUCGUGGAGCGUAACCCGCAUAUCCAUGACCCGGAUGAUGUCUUCCCGGGUCUCCUCAUUAAACUUCACAUUAACCUCCCUGAAUAAGUUCAUCACAAGUUCAAGAUCAUGUCGUUUCAUGUACAUUAUUAUCACAUCGAUCCCUCUAUAUCUCUGUUUCUAUUAGUUUUUCUUCUUCUUCUUGUUUGGGUCUUAUUUGUACGUUUUUUGUUUUUGAAUGAAUAGUAUCAUAUCUUUGUUAGUGAAUUGUUUUGUUUUA